AUGGCCCACCUGGUGGAGAACCUGGAGGCGCUCAUGGCGUGUCUGGAGCAGGCCCUGCACCUGCAGAUGCUCGUGAAGUACUUGGUAAACUACAUACCCUGGGAGAUGAUGACCUUCGGAAGCUCGCCGACAGCACCAAGGCUGGCGCUGACGAGGGUGCAGAUGCUGCUAUGGGCGGUGCAA
This is a messenger RNA of Prorocentrum cordatum, 183 nucleotides long. Lineage: Eukaryota; Dinophyceae; Prorocentrales; Prorocentraceae. The record is from the annotation of a GenBank genome assembly.